Thunnus maccoyii (southern bluefin tuna) is the source of this 1568-nucleotide messenger RNA. RefSeq names its product cytochrome b5 (gene cyb5a). Bases 170 to 586 code for a protein of 138 amino acids. Gene Ontology annotation, cellular component: membrane; intracellular membrane-bounded organelle. The transcript is spliced from 5 exons. Lineage: Eukaryota; Metazoa; Chordata; Actinopteri; Scombriformes; Scombridae. Gene Ontology annotation, molecular function: heme binding. The record is from RefSeq and is a predicted model, not a curated record.
AUAUUGUGUCCGUCUUGACGUCUCUGAGCUCACAGCUGAAACUCUCCGCGGACUCUGCUGUUGAGUAAACUGGGUUAAAUGUCGGAGUGUUUGUGCGGAGUCACGGUCCACAGUUAACUUCCCUCAGCGGCUCCUCAGGGUUAAACUGGCCGAGCUUUCAGACACUCAAAUGGGUGAAACGGAGGAGAGGAGCCCCGAUGGAGUCAGAUAUUACAGACUGUCAGAGGUGGAGGAGCAGAACACCUUCAAAUCAACGUGGAUCAUCAUCCACAACAAAAUCUACGAUGUCACCAAGUUUCUAGAAGAGCACCCUGGAGGAGAGGAGGUGCUGAGGGAGCAGGCGGGAGGAAACGCCACCGAGAGCUUUGAGGAUGUCGGACACUCGACUGACGCCAGAGAGAUGGCCAGCGACAUGGUGAUAGGAGAGCUGCACCCGGACGACAUCGAUAAGAUCAGCAAACCGGAGGAAACACUGUUGACCACUGUGAAGGAGGAGUCCAGCUUUUGGUCUAACUGGUUGAUUCCCGCUCUGGCAGCCGUCAUUGUCACGCUGAUGUACCGCAUGUACACCACAGACAGCGAGUGACAUCAUCAGCGUCGAUCAUGCCGCUUUGAUAUCACCAACGUACACGGCAGUCAAAUCCCCGAAGUUCUGAUUGACAGCUGCAGCAGCCAAUGGCAGCGUGUGGAUGCUGUGGCUCCUCCCAGCGUAGAGCGACGGACCGUCGAGGAUCCGAUAAGUGGAUUAAAAACAUUCUCGGAGGGAAACUUCUGUUCUAGGAUCAAUAACUCUACGCUGCCUCUCGCCUGUCACAGCACUACAAUACCCAAGAUUGAUUUCAUGCUCUUUAAACAACCGAUCAUGUGGUAUUAUGCUAAUGAAGUCAUUUACCUUGUUGAAUUUACCAGAUUUUAUAAAAUCUUUAUCAUUUGAAAUCUUGUAGAAAUGCAGUGGGUGUAUAAUUUGUUGUAUCUUUUUAUAUCUUUGUAACUGAAUGUAACACAAUAUAAAUAUGUAAUCAGCAGCUAAUCAUGAUGUCAUCACACUGCAGUCAUGUGACUUUGCUCAGAUCUAUUGUUAAUAUGCAGAAGAUCAUAACAUGCAAUACUGAAUUGUUUUAUAUUUGUAUUGAUUGAGGUCAUUGACGUGAAUAUGAAUGAAGUACAAUCCUGAGUCUUCAAGAAGAAUCUGACCAAAUCCAAUUUCUUUUAUUUAAGGCUCAUCUGCUGCAGAGAAAUAAUUACAAAAUGCUAAAAUCCAACUGUUAACAUUUCUACUUUUUAAACUGUAAGAAGCUGCAGUUAUUUCUUACAGAGAAUGUAUGAAGUCUUUAACAACCUGGAUCGGUUUUGCCAUAAACCGGCUGGUGCCUUUGCCUAAAUAUAACUUUUAUUGUUCGCCUUCUUUUAGAUUUUGCUUUUGAUGGUUUGGUUAAAGAUAAGAUUUGUUCAAAAAUGUGGUGAGACUCUGUUGGUCCUUGCAGUAAAGCUGUUUCUAGCAAAGACAACCAACCUGUGAAAAUAUCUGUCUGGUUGUAAAAUUUUACUAUAAAGCACAACCACAAAGA